This is a messenger RNA of Athalia rosae (coleseed sawfly), 2155 nucleotides long. RefSeq names its product piggyBac transposable element-derived protein 4-like. NCBI's taxonomy places the organism in Eukaryota, Metazoa, Arthropoda, Insecta, Hymenoptera, Athaliidae. The transcript has a single exon. The record is from RefSeq and is a predicted model, not a curated record. Bases 370 to 2097 code for a protein of 575 amino acids.
CAAAUCAAAUUUCGCUUGUUUCGCCCAUUUUAAAAUUUUAUAAUUGCUCUUAUGGUAAUGCAGACCUCUAAUGGUAAUGUAAGUCACCUAUUUCGAUUAACUUAUUUUGAUUCACAGCCGCGAGUGGCGCUUAUAGGAGCUAGCGAAAUUUUAUCGAACAUAAUUGUAAUAAAUCUCAUUUGAAACGGACGUAAGUUAAUGUUAAUUCAACGAUUACAUAUUCCGUUAAUCAUAUAUUGAUUAAAUAACAGCUUUUGAUUAAUUAAAAACAAGAAAACAAUUCAAAAAGACAUUUUCGAUUAGUUAAUUAUUACUAUCAAGUUAAGUAGAUCUGUUUAUUUUCAGUUGUUUUUUUCCUUAACCCUUAAAAUGAACAAGAGGGAUAAUAAAAGGAAAAAAAGUAAAGAAAUCGCCAAUAAAAGUACAUCUAAGCUUGUUUUAACUAAUGAUUCAUGUUCUGAUUCUGAGGAAACUAGUGAUAUUGAAACUCCUUUGUACAAACGUAUGACUAAAAAAUGUCGUAUCAUAUCCUCUUCAUUAGAAUCAAUAGUGAGUACAGUAGCUGUACCAGAACUAGAACAAUCAAAAUGUGAAAAUGAAUUUUCCUGGACACAGAAAGCUUUCAAUCCUAUAAUUCAUAAAUUUAAUAACAAUAACAGUGGAGUUAAAGCAAGUAUAAACAGGAAAUCAUCAAUUCUCGAUAUUUUUGAAAUUUUCAUUUCGGAAGAGCUUAUAGGAUUCAUUGUUGAACGGAGUAAUAAAUAUAAUGAAAAUCUCACAAGAAGCAAUGCACAUAAUUUUGCGGCAACUACAGUUCCCGAAAUAUAUAAUUUUUUGGCCGUUACUAUGCUAAUGUCACGAGUACGUAAAGUAUCUUUAUCAGAAUAUUGGAGUAAGGACAAGCUGAUAAGAACAGAAUCAUUUGGUGAAAUAAUGGCAAGGGAUAGAUAUAUAUUUUUAUUGAAGAUCCUGAAUUUUUGUUAUAAUAACAGUGAAAAUGAUGAUCCAAUCAGGAAAAUACGUCCAAUCCUUGAAAAAUUAAGAACAUCCUUCAAAGCAGCAUUUUAUCCGUUUGAAAAGCUUUGCAUAGAUGAAAGUUUAUUAUUAUUCAAAGGAAGAUGUUAUUUUAAACAAUAUAUACCGUCAAAAAGAAGCAGAUUUGGGAUCAAAUCCUUCGUUCUAUGUGAUUGCCAAACAGGCUUUGUUCAAGAUUUGAUUGUAUAUUGCGGGGCCAACAUGGUAAUAUGUGAAGAUGUACCGUCAACAUCGAUAGGAAAAUCUGGCCAGGUUGUAAUGACGCUUUUAGAACCGUAUCUUGGAAAGGGUCAUACACUCGUAACAGAUAAUUGGUACAGCAGUCCGAGUUUGUUCUUACUGUUACAUAAAAACAUAACUAACGCGUAUGGAACAGUAAGAAAAAACAGAUUGGGAAAAAAUAGGUCGGAAUUAAAUAAAAAGAUAAAGAAAGGAGAAUACAUAUUUCGUUCAGCAAAGAAUGUAUUAGCGUUGAAAUGGAUGGACAAAAGGGAAGUGUGGAUGAUUUCCACCUAUCAUCGUCCCAUUAUGAUUAAGACCGACAAGAUAAAUUACGUAACGAAAGAAAAAAUAAUAAAACCGCAAUGCAUAUUUGAUUACAAUAAAACAAUGGGAACGGUCGACAAAGUUGAUCAAGUUUUACACACUUUAAAUUCUACCAGAAAAAGCUUAAAAUGGUAUAAGAAAUUUUUUUUUCAUUUAUUCGACAUAGCUGUAUAUAACACAUUCAUAUUAUAUAACUAUAUAACUGGAAGAAAUUUAACGUUUCAUAAAUUUCAUUUAAAAUUAAUAAAACAAAUAUUAAGAAAAUACUUAGGUGAAACGAAUGGAUAUAAAUUAAGAGGUAGAGAUACUAACAAUGAGCCUUUUCGUUUGACGCAAAAGCAUUUUCCGUCUCCAUAUGAAAGCAAUACAGCAAUUCGAAAAAGUGCAAGGCGUAAAUGUGUAGUGUGUGCAAAAAAUGAUAAGAGAAAGGAUACACAUUACGAAUGUAAAAAAUGUAAUGUAGGAUUGUGCAUACAUCCAUGUUUUGAAAAAUAUCAUACAUUAUUAUAUUAUUAAAUUUUAUUAUUAAACAUUGUUAUUAAAAAAAAUAAAAUAUUGUUAUUUAAAAAAACCU